Molecule: messenger RNA, 4350 nt
Organism: Trifolium pratense (red clover)
Lineage: Eukaryota; Viridiplantae; Streptophyta; Magnoliopsida; Fabales; Fabaceae
Exons: 6
Coding region: 1-4164 (1387 amino acids)
Biological process (GO): cell surface receptor signaling pathway; protein phosphorylation
Cellular component (GO): plasma membrane
Molecular function (GO): protein serine/threonine kinase activity; polysaccharide binding; calcium ion binding
Source: RefSeq, a predicted model, not a curated record
AUGCUUGUUGCAUUCUUCCUGUUGGUAGAAGCAGUUGCAUCUGAUGAACCCCAACAAGCCCUACCAGGCUGCAAUAACACUUGUGGAGAUAUACUAGUUCCAUAUCCAUUUGGCAUGGGACAUUCAACAACACAAGAUAAUACACCCUGUUACAUGGAUUCUAAAUUUGAGCUCAAAUGCAUAAAAUCAAAAUUAACCUAUGGUAAAAUGAUCCCAGUCCUAGACAUAAAUCCCCAAAGUCAAAUGGUAAUGAAAUUUUUCGUCUCACGCGUCUGUACUAACAGUAGUAGUAGUAAUAAUACUGAAGAAGCGAAUGAACCUCUUCUCAACGUUUCUUCUUUCACAAUUUCAAGCACGGAAAACAAAUUCAUAACCGUUAGUUGCGACGGUUAUGGAAUUCUCAACAGUAAUUUCAAGAAUGCAACUUAUUCAAUAGGGUGCUUAACAAGAUGUCAUAAUUAUGACCAUAAAAUGGUAAUUGGGAAUAACAUUGGAAAAUGCACAGGUUUAGGGUGUUGCCAAGUGGAUAUUCCUCCACUUAUGAAAAAUAUCACUAUACAAACAUUUAAAUUCCCACCAGAAAUAACCACCCAGGAAGAUUGUAGCUAUUCCUUUAUUGCAAAACAAGGAUCCUAUAAUUUUUCUGUAGACCAUAUAAAUAAUCUAACUAAUCAAACUUUUCCCAUGGUUGUUAACUGGGCCGUUACAAAUGAAUCAUGUCAAAUAGCAAAAACUACAGAUAGCUAUGCCUGCAGGGAAAAUAGUGAAUGUGUCGAUAAUGAUCCAGAUUAUGAAGGUUACAGAUGCAAGUGUUUGGAAGGUUUUGAAGGAAAUCCAUACCUUCCUGGAGGCUGCACAGACAUUGACGAAUGUGCAAAAAAUUUACAUGGAUGCAAAAAUAGCGCAAAUUGCAUCAACACUGCUGGGAAUUACACUUGUUUCUGUCCUGUGGGGCAAACCGGUGAUGGAACAAAGGAAGGAGGGUGCAAACUACCUGAUAGAAAAACAUAUAAAUAUGUUAUUAUUGGACCAAUACUUUUUCUUGUUAUUGUGGGGAUAAUUUCCUUCUUUGUAUACCAAAAGAGGAAAUAUACCAAAUUGAAAGCGAAAUUCUUUAGGAAGAAUGGAGGUUCUAUUUUAGAACAGAAACUUCUCCAAAGAAAAGACUCAUCUAUAAUAGCUAAUGUUUUCAAAGAAAGUGAACUAAGGAAAGCGACUAAGAACUAUGAUGAGAACUUAGUCAUAGGUAGAGGAAGUUUUGGUAAAGUUUUCAAAGGGGAACUAGAAGAUAAUAGAAUUGUUGCUAUCAAAAUGUCGAAAACAAUAGAUGAAAGCCAAAUUGAGCAAUUCAUUAAUGAGGUGGAUGUUGUAUCCCAAAUAAAUCACAGGAAUGUGGUUAAACUCUUGGGGUGUUGUCUAGAAACAGAAGUUCCUUUGUUGGUUUAUGAAUUCGUCAGCAAUGGUACUCUUUCUGAUUUUAUACACACAAAUUUAGAGAAUAAUCCAACUUGGAAAAUUCGUCUUAAGAUAGCAACAGAGGUAGCUGGAGCUUUGUCAUAUCUACAUUCAGCUGCUUCAAUACCAAUUAUCCACAGAGAUAUCAAGAGUGCUAACAUUCUCUUAGAUGAAGACAACACUGCCAAAGUAGCUGAUUUUGGAGCUUCAAAAUUAGUACCACUUGACCAAUCUGAAAUAGCCACAAUGGUGAAAGGAACUAUUGGUUACUUAGACCCAGAGUAUAUGCUCACGAGCCAAUUGACGGAAAAAAGUGAUGUAUAUAGCUUUGGGGUAGUUCUUGUGGAGCUGCUAACAGGGGAGAGACCUUUUAGUUUUGGUAGGCCAGAAGAGAGAAGAAAUCUUGCUACAUAUUUUCUGUCCUGCUUCAAAAAGGAUAACGUGUUUGAAAUUAUUGAAGAUGGUAUGUUGAAUGAAGAAAACAAACAAGAGAUAAAGGAGGUAACUGAUCUUGCGGCAAAGUGUUUGAGACUAAGAGGGAAGGAAAGACCAAGCAUGAAGGAAGUGGCUAUGGAAUUGGAAACAAUGAUCUUAAAUGUAGAGGGGAAUCAGGCAACGAAACUUAAGGCAAUGCAUCCAUUAAUAAUGCUUGUUGCAUUCUUCCUGUUGGUAGAAGCAGUUGCAUCUGAUGAACCCCAACAAGCCCUACCAGGCUGCAAUAACACUUGUGGAGAUAUACUAGUUCCAUAUCCAUUUGGCAUGGGACAUUCAACAACACAAGAUAAUACACCCUGUUACAUGGAUUCUAAAUUUGAGCUCAAAUGCAUAAAAUCAAAAUUAACCUAUGGUAAAAUGAUCCCAGUCCUAGACAUAAAUCCCCAAAGUCAAAUGGUAAUGAAAUUUUUCGGCUCACGCGUCUGUACUAAUAGUAGUAGUAGUAAUAAUACUGAAGAAGCGAAUGAACCUCUUCUCAACGUUUCUUCUUUCACAAUUUCAAGCACGGAAAACAAAUUCAUAACCGUUAGUUGCGACGGUUAUGGAAUUCUCAACAGUAAUUUCAAGAAUGCAACUUAUUCAAUAGGGUGCUUAACAAGAUGUCAUAAUUAUGACCAUAAAAUGGUAAUUGGGAAUAACAUUGGAAAAUGCACAGGUUUAGGGUGUUGCCAAGUGGAUAUUCCUCCACUUAUGAAAAAUAUCACUAUACAAACAUUUAAAUUCCCACCAGAAACAACCACCCAGGAAGAUUGUAGCUAUUCCUUUAUUGCAAAACAAGGAUCCUAUAAUUUUUCUGUAGACCAUAUAAAUAAUCUAACUAAUCAAACUUUUCCCAUGGUUGUUAACUGGGCCGUUACAAAUGAAUCAUGUCAAAUAGCAAAAACUACAGAUAGCUAUGCCUGCAGGGAAAAUAGUGAAUGUGUCGAUAAUGAUCCAGAUUAUGAAGGUUACAGAUGCAAGUGUUUGGAAGGUUUUGAAGGAAAUCCAUACCUUCCUGGAGGCUGCACAGACAUUGACGAAUGCGCAAAAAAUUUACAUGGAUGCAAAAAUAGCGCAAAUUGCAUCAACACUGCUGGGAAUUACACUUGUUUCUGUCCUUUGGGGCAAACAGGUGAUGGAACAAAGGAACGAGGGUGCAAACUACCUGAUAGAAAAGCAUAUAUAUAUGUUAUUGGAGUAAUACUUUUUCUUGUUAAUGUGUGGAUAAUUUACUCCUUAUACCAAAAGAGGAAACAUACCAAAUUGAAAGGGAAAUUCUUUAGGAAGAAUGGAGGUUCUAUUUUAGAACAGAAACUUCUCCAAAGAAAAGACUCGUCUAAAAUAGCUAAUAUUUUCAAAGAAAGUGAGCUAAGGAAAGCCACAAACAACUACGAUGAGAGCUUAAUCAUAGGUAGAGGAAGUUUUGGUACAGUUUUCAAAGGGGAACUAGAAGAUAAUAGAAUUGUUGCUAUCAAAAUGUCGAAAACAAUAGAUGAAAGCCAAAUUGAGCAAUUCAUUAAUGAGGUGGAUGUUGUCUCCCAAAUAAAUCACAGGAAUGUGGUUAAACUCUUGGGGUGUUGUCUAGAAACAGAAGUUCCUUUGUUGGUUUACGAAUUCGUCAGCAAUGGUACUCUUUCUGAUUUUAUACACACAGAUAAAUUGAAUAAUCCAACUUGGAAGAUUCGUCUUAAGAUAGCAACAGAGGUAGCUGGAGCUUUGUCAUAUCUACAUUCAGCUGCUUCAAUACCCAUUAUCCACAGAGAUGUCAAGAGUGCUAACAUUCUCUUAGAUGGAACCAACACUGCCAAAGUAUCUGAUUUUGGAGCUUCAAAAUUAGUACCACUUGACCAAUCUGAAAUAGCCACAAUGGUGAAAGGAACUAUUGGCUACUUAGAUCCAGAGUAUAUGCUAACAAACCAAUUGACCGAAAAAAGUGAUGUUUAUAGCUUUGGGGUAGUUGUUGUGGAGCUGCUGACAGGGGAGAGACCUUUUAGUUUUGGUAGGCCAGAAGAGAGAAGAAAUCUUGCUACAUAUUUUCUGUCCUGCUUCAAAAAGGAUAAUGUGUUUGAAAUUAUUGAAGAUGGUUUGUUGAAUGAAGAAAACAAACAAGAGAUCAAGGAGGUAACUGAUCUUGCAGCAAAGUGUUUGAGACUAAGAGGGGAGGAAAGACCAAGCAUGAAGGAAGUGGCUAUGGAAUUGGAAACAAUGAUCUUAAAUGCAGAGGGGAAUCGAUAGCUUAAAAGUUCAGGUAUUGAUUGACUUGGAUGAUGGAAGAUGAUUGGGAUGUGACAAAAUGCAGUUCCAUUUCGUUGUUUUAGAAGUUUUUUCAUGCAUAUUUCAUUUCAUAUGAAUAAUCCAAAUCAUUUUGUAAUUGUAAUGUAAUGUGUUUAUAUAAUUAAUGUGUUAUGUGUUUUUAUCUUA